This is a messenger RNA of Cryphonectria parasitica EP155, 1705 nucleotides long. RefSeq lists its product as uncharacterized. The transcript has a single exon. NCBI's taxonomy places the organism in Eukaryota, Fungi, Ascomycota, Sordariomycetes, Diaporthales, Cryphonectriaceae. The record is from RefSeq and is a predicted model, not a curated record. Bases 378 to 824 code for a protein of 148 amino acids.
CUCACUUCCACCACAGCAUCUGCUGGAUAUAAUCACUCCGCUUUCGAUUCUACCACGAACACUUGUGUUGGUGCCUUACUAUACUUUUAAAUUCUCCCCCCUCUCAAGCAACCAACAGAGACUUCCCUUCUAACCCUCGCUCACCCUCCCAACUGUCCAACGUCCUCGUCGUCUACGCUCGACCGGUACUCCUCCAACCUUCUCAUACUUCCAACUCGGCCAAGGUCACUUCGACACACACACACAAAUACCACACAUAUAUAUACACACUCGCCUCUCAAGAAGACUCCAGUAUCAAGCGAAUGACCCAAUAGAAAAGGGAGCCUCUUGGCCAGAUACGAACCGUCCACUUCACCACCAACAACAUCCCCCUCAAGAUGUCUUUCGACUGGGACCACUCCUACUGCCUCAACUGCGACAAGCAGACUGAUGGCACAACCUACUGUUCCGAGUCCUGCAGGCUAGCGGAAUACGAGCAGUCUGCUGCUCCCAGCACCGGCCCAAGCUCGCCUGCCUUCAGCGGCCCCAAUUAUCCUUGGACCACUGCGAGGGCGUCGCCAUCCGCCAGCAGGUUCUACCUGUCACCAGCAUACGACUUCAGCCAGUCGACCUCCCACCCGUCCUCGCAGCGCCGCGGCUCUCUCGCUCCAGCACAGCGACUCCUGUCGCCCUCGAGCUCGCAGGCCAGCCUGUGCUCCAUGAGGAGCAGCUCGUCAGCCAGCAGCGACGCUGCCAUGCAGCUGUCGGACGCCGCCAGAAGGGAGCUGCACGCCUACGCGAGCUCCUUCGAGAACGCCCGGGCAUCACGCAGGCAGUCUCACUGAAUGGUUACGACGAUGACUCCUUUUCUCAGUUUCCAAAGUGGAUUCGCUUUUUUUGCUUUUGCCAGUAGUGCCAAGCUGCUGGCACAACCUCGUUUCCUUGAUACCCUUCCCCCCUACCUCACCUGAAUACACACUUCUUCGGCGCUUGAGAUACCACAUCGGGACCGCACAUCGCAUGAUAUUACCGCUUUCGUCAUAUCUUUUCUCUUCGGGCCACCAAGCCUUUCUCCUUCACCUUUAUCACUUCGGAUCAUCGGCGGGUACUACUAGUCAUUUCUGUUGUACCAUACACAACACACACAAAAAAAGCAUCAGUCGGAGCAAAGCAUCAUUAAAAAGUUUGGGACCUUACACACGGAUCAGGGACAGGACAUUUGAUUUUAGGGCCUCGGGAGACAGGAGAACUUUGGGCGUCAACAAAGGACUUGAGAACAACUUGACUCAUCAGGACGGGUUUUCUUUUUCUCUGUCUGGUUCCAAGGGUGGUGUCCCACACAUGGACAUUUGAAUUUUUUGGGUUUGGAACAUGGGCGAACAGCGCGGCAGUGCCCAUGAUCGAUCGUGAUCCAAGAUGGGAUUUCGUCACGACGGUGUCUAUGACUGAUGCCUGGGUAUCCACAGCAUAGUGGAUAGGCUACACCUGGGUGGGGUGGUUUGAUGUGGUUCAUCAUGAAGCACUAUUAUUUCACAGGGCUGAGGGAAGAGCCGAGAUCGGGAGGGAUACUGGGCUGGAAGAGCCUCUCAUGAAGACCGAAGGACACUGUCAGACAGACAUGGACCUUACACAUACAAACAAUGUGGAUAGCAUAUUCACACGCGUCCUCGUUGUCUCGAGGAGAAAGAGGAAGAAGAAAAAAGCGAGAACAGUUUCACACCUCUCC